CAGACAGGGAGAAAAACAAAAACAACCCAGAACCAAUAGACAGAAAACAGACUUGAAAAAACAAAAUCCAGGGAGUUGAGAGUUUAGAAAGUAGAAAGUAGAGAGACAGAGAGGUGACUGAACUCUGACAGUCAUACAAAACAAGCUUUUCUGACCCAAAAAAUUAUUUAAAUUUGGAAACAAAUCGGAAACCCUGAAGGUCCUCCUCUUCACCUUGCUCCCUGAACUCUGCCCUUGAGGGGAGGGGGCACCCUCUGGGGUCAUGCUAGCCGCCCGGAGCAGCGGAGGGGGCGUUGGCGGGGGACACCAGCCACCCCACGUGCACCGCAAACACUCGGUGGCCUCUCUCGGCGGGUCGAGAGCCCACCGCAGCAACUCCCAGGAUGCCAAGCGCAGUUCCUCCUCCGGGAAGCAUGGGGCACAGCAACGACACAAGGAGGCGCUGAUCAGGGAGAUGGAGACCACCUGGUACCUGAAAAUGUUUGGACUGGGCAAGGAGGAGACAGUUGCGCAUAAGACUGGCAUGCCCUACAGGAACCUGGGAAAGUCAGGACUCAGAGUAUCCUGCUUAGGACUGGGUACAUGGGUGACAUUUGGAGGACAGAUAACAGACGAGGUCGCAGAGCAGUUAAUGACCAUUGCAUAUGAGAGCGGAGUCAACCUGUUCGACACAGCUGAGGUCUACGCAGGCGGCAGGGCCGAAAUCAUUCUUGGAAACAUUAUCAAGAAGAAAUGCUGGAGGCGAUCCAGCUUGGUCAUUACAACCAAACUCUACUGGGGAGGAAAAGCCGAGACCGAGAGGGGACUGUCAAGGAAGCACAUUAUUGAAGGUCUGAAAGGCUCUCUGCAAAGGAUGCAGUUGGAGUAUGUGGAUGUAGUGUUUGCCAACCGCCCAGACAGCAAUACUCCCAUGGAGGAGAUUGUUCGGGCCAUGACCUAUGUGAUCAACCAAGGCAUGGCGAUGUACUGGGGGACGUCUCGGUGGACGGCCAUGGAGAUCAUGGAGGCGUAUUCAGUGGCAAGACAGUUCAAUCUGAUCCCUCCAGUCUGUGAGCAGGCAGAGUAUCAUCUCUUCCAGAGGGAGAAAGUAGAAGUGCAACUGCCUGAACUGUACCACAAGAUAGGAGUUGGGGCGAUGACGUGGUCGCCGCUGGCUUGCGGCAUCAUCACAGGAAAAUAUGAAAACGGCAUACCUGAGUCCUCCAGGGCCUCCAUGAAGUCGUAUCAGUGGCUAAAGGAGAAAAUAGUAAGUGAGGAUGGAAGGAAGCAGCAGGCCAAGCUGAAAGAGCUGAACCACAUCGCAGAAAAGUUGGGCUGCACUCUGCCUCAACUGGCCGUGGCGUGGUGUCUAAGAAAUGAAGGAGUGAGCUCAGUCCUUCUGGGAACAUCCAACCCUGAACAGCUCACAGAGAACCUUGGGGCCAUACAGGUCCUUCCUAAGAUGACUUCUCAUGUGGUGUCUGAAAUCGACCACAUCCUGGGCAACAGACCGUACAGUAAGAAAGACUACCGCUCUUAGACCAGGACGGUAGACUACCAAGCGGUCAGCUGUACCUACCUACUUAACCAUACUGCUACCAUGGGCCCACCGUUCAAUGUUAAAAGUCCAUGGUUCUCUCCUGGGGACCUGCUCAGCUCCAGCUCCAGCCCUCUUCAGCUCGGAACAGACAGCUUUGCAAAGCCAAGCAUUGCACAUCUGUUUGAGACUUGUCCUGCUCAGAACAGCUCUACCGGGUUCAUCUCAGGUGCAGUCCAGCUCAGCCAAGAAACACCUAACAAACUCAGCUUUUUGCAGCCUCAAACACAACUUAGUCCAUUUGAGUAAACUGAAACUUUGUGCUGCCCAACCAAAGUGUUUCCCUGUUCAGCACCGGCCCAUUCAGAUAUAACUAUGCAGAGCUUAGUCUGGCCCACAAUAGUUCCCAUCCAGCGCCAUGCUGACAUCAUUUAGAGCACUUCAUCCCAGUUCGACCCCAUCCAGGAGCCCGCUUUAUAAAUUUAUUUAAGUAAGUACUCAAAUACGAUGGGAAGGUACGCAACUACAGCUCCUCAUUUUUAGCGAUAUCCAACUUCACACUCACUUACAUUUUGUAGAUGAACAAAGAAAGGAACUGCAGUAAAAGUUAAAGUGCCUUGCUCAAGGGCAUCUUGAUAGUAGUUGUGCGAGUGAGUGAGACAGCUCCAUUACUUAUUCAUUUUCCCACUCAUUUCCUCCCAGCUCAGCCAAUGACUCAGAACCCCGAGUCUCCAGCCUUCCUCUCUAAUGUCCAGACUUCCACCCACAAGUAAUUUAAUUUGAGCACAAAAUUUAUAUUGAGCACAUACUUUAUUUAUGAGAAUAACUGUACCAUAGCUGAAUUCGUCAAUGCAAGCACCUUAGACUUAUAAAUUCGAGGUACCUCAGGAAACUCCACAUGAAGAAGCUUCAGUUGCAUGAACACCCCCCCCCCCAGUUAGUUAGUUAGUCAGUCAGUGCUUUGGUUAAAUUGCUAUGUAGUGCAGCAAAAGAAAUUACCAUCGUGGGGUAAAACGUCCUGGAUGUUUUCCUGUGAAAUGUGAGGUUUCUCAAUGACAAGGUGACCUGCUCGUAAUUCCUGAAAAAAGAGCUUUAUGGAUAAGAUCUCAGCAAACCAGUUCCCUGUUAGCUUGAAUUAGCUGCUUUCAACUAGCUACCAAAUGUACCCAGUCCUGUAUUCAGUGUAGUACAAAAUAGUAUUCAGUCAAUAUUAUAGGCUGAAAAUCCUGAACAUAUUAACCAACAGAUGCAUGUUUUCCCUGCUAUAGUGUGCCUCUCCUUCCUUUUCUACAAAGCACAUGAUUAAAAAACAGAAAGGAGUUUGAUCAAAUAUACUGCAAGCUUGUCUACUGCCCGUGAGCCCCUGUGAAGCAGAGGAUUGUGGGACGUCAAGCAUGAGUAGGAAUGGGACACGGCAGGGGGAGAGAGCAAAGCAUGUAACGCCUGGUCUUCUUGCGGAACCACUCAUCUGCUUCACUAGGUCGUAGAAGAGGGAAACGACGCUUUGCAAAAAAAAAGCGGACUACGUCUCUCAGUUUGCGUUCAUCAUGGAUCCGUCCUCUUUCUUGCCUGUGAACUGAACGUGCAUCGCUAUUUGCCUCAAUGAACCUUGCAGUUAUGGAAUUCAGCAUAUAAUAAAUCUAUGUAAUAAAAGGACGACUGACCUCGUGGCCGUCAUGGUUAUAAUUGCAAAAAUUGCUUGUUAAUGGCACAAUGUGGCAUAUAGGCAAUGUAUUUGGGGUGUGGAAAAGAUUACAGUAUUUAUUCUAGAGUAGUUAACAAAUAUAAAAAUUUAUUUUGACAUUUUAAGAUAUUUUUGUUUGAAGAUGUUACAUGUACAUAAAAUGUUAAGGCAUACCUUGUAACAUAAGUAAAAGCAUGAAGAACCCUCUCAUGCAUAUGAGGACUUCACUGUACUGUAUGGCUAAUAUAUAAAUAAGAUGUAAAUAGAGUUACUUUGUUGCUCCUCUGCAGUGUCCCUGCAUCAGUUGCAGUUUUUUAAUUCUACUGUCCAUCCCAUCUUUCUCCUCCAGCCUGACUUGACACUGUCAGAGAAUUCAUUUCUGUCUCCUGAAGGAUAUUUCAUAGAGCUGUUUGUGAGGAGAAAUGGUUCAUUUGUUUUCAUCUCUGCAUAGUGAAGUCAAAUUAUGGAAUCUGUUUUAAUAAUGGCAUUAUUUAAAGAAUGGGCUUCUGUUAUGAGAAAUAAGUAAUGAGCCUAAGCAUCGUCUGCUGACUUGACCUUGAAUCAUUAUCUCUGACCAGGUGGCUCAGCUCUCAGUUCCUGGUUGUCGCCUUCGUGCGUUGUUCUCGUUCUCUAUCAUGUGGAAAACAAGCCAUCACAGAGAUCAGCAGAAAUGUUGGCCAGGUUUCACUUGAAUCACUGUCUUGUCCUCGGUGCACAGUUGUUGACUUGUAGCACAAACACCCUCUGGUUUUAAUCAAAGGAAAUUUCAAUAAAUUCUAUCUAUGCUUUUGCCAAAAAUGCUGUUACACAUAUUGGAACAAAACAUCAAUAAGCAGCAACUGGCUCAUGGUUUAUUUAAAGAAGACUGGCCUUGGAUGAUUAAUAGGCUUCCUUAUUAGUAUUUGCUUUGGUUUGGUGGUAAAUACAAAUGAGGGUGACCUGACCAGCACUUAGUCAUCAUUGUAAUGCAACGUCUAAUCAUAUACAAAAGACAAGAAAAACGUCCAGAAAUAUAUUUUUUGCCUUAAAUUAUUUACACCCAUUUGACUCUAUAUACUGUUAUCAAAAAAUGGGCAAUAUGUGUUGUAUAUACUAAAAUAGUAAUUGGUUAACGGUAAGUGGAUAUUUGCUUUUUGGGUCAAAUCAGUUGAAGUUCCUUUGCUGUAUUUCUCAUUGGCAAAAUGUGUAAUAUCACAUAUACUGUAGUAGUGGUACUUUUUGGUUUUUUUCAGUUUGAGUCAGUGGCCAUGUUGGACAGCGGCCUGUCGGUGUGUGUGGAGACUUCUCCACCUGACAGAGUGCCUUGACUUGAGUCCCGCUACAGGAAAAACCUUCAGGGAUGUCUUUCGUUAUGAGUUGUAACGGGGUGUUGGAUGUUGUCCUACAAAGAAGGUCGUGAGAGUACGGCAAUAUUCCUACAGAUCCUCAUGUCAAUAGAUUGCCCAGUCUACGGCAUAUAUUAUCUAGUACUUCAUAUGGACAAAAACAAAGCAACAAGACUCUCAUAGCACAAUUUGCGUAGAGGUAACUUUUGGGAAAUUGACUCAGAAUUAAGUAUACACUUCCUGAAAAUGACAUCCUUCUCUAUCGAGUCCUAACCUACAGUUUUUUAAGGUGUAUGACAAUGGCUUUGUUCUAUCUUGGCCUUUAUUUAGGCUGUUUGCCCAAAAUAAUCUAACUAGAACAAUAUCUUCUCCUUCAAAGAGCCAUUUGCUUCAUGAAGCAUCAGUUUGCGUUCAGAAAAGGACACUGAGUCUUUACCAGCUCCAAAGUCUCUGCAACAAACUCUGGAUUGUUUUACAAUCCUCCUAUGGGUACCAACAAAAUGUGAUGAUUUUUAUUGCACUAAUACAGUGAUAAUUUAGAGACACUGGACAUAGACCUGUCAGUGUUGCCUAAGAGAACAGCGGAUGUGGGCAUUGGCUCUUUCGCUGUCUUCUAAAUUUGUUAUUAGCACCAGUUUCACAACCUUCAGGAACAUGUCAAAGGCCAAAAUGGAGCAGAUGUUGAAGCAAUUAACCUUGGCUGAACUGUAAGCUCGAAUUUACUCAGAUAACAUUAAAAGUCCUACAAUGUGUCGCAUAAGCUUUAACCCAAUAUUUCCUGCCCCCAUAUAAAUCCAACCUAACAUCAAUUCUGAUCAAAAUGUAAAGUUUGUAAUCUGUUCUACAGCUCAGUGUUGUCUACAACAUGUACAUUUGUCGAUGUAAAAGACUUGAGUGACAUGGAGUUUGAUUCUUUUUUUUUUUUUUUUGAAAAGUGACAUGCAAACAAUCAGUGUAUUAUCCUCUCAUGAACAGUGGUUUCUCUGUAAAUAGUC
Xiphias gladius (swordfish) is the source of this 5520-nucleotide messenger RNA. It is a transcript of the gene kcnab1a, whose product is annotated as potassium voltage-gated channel, shaker-related subfamily, beta member 1 a. Gene Ontology annotation, biological process: transmembrane transport; potassium ion transport; negative regulation of delayed rectifier potassium channel activity. The transcript has 14 exons. Gene Ontology annotation, cellular component: voltage-gated potassium channel complex; membrane; juxtaparanode region of axon. Lineage: Eukaryota; Metazoa; Chordata; Actinopteri; Istiophoriformes; Xiphiidae. Bases 263 to 1519 code for a protein of 418 amino acids. Gene Ontology annotation, molecular function: potassium channel regulator activity; transmembrane transporter binding; voltage-gated potassium channel activity. The record is from RefSeq and is a predicted model, not a curated record.